AAUGGCGUAAACAGUGCCAAACUCUACGCGCGACGUGCGCGCAUUCACGAGGCGCUAAAUAAUUACGAUGACGCUUUAAGGGAUAUUCAGAAAGCAUCGGAAAUGGAUGGUUCAUAUCAGAGAGAGUUUCAACGCACUAAAGCGAGUUCAAAGAAGGCAAUGCGCAAGGAUUACUAUAAAAUUCUUGACCUACCGCCCAACGAGAGCGAUGAUGCUCAGAUUAAACGGGCGUAUAAGAAAGCAUGUCUACGGUGGCAUCCAGAUAAAUGGGCCAAUGCUGGUCCGGAGGAAAAAACACACGCCGAAAAGAUGUUCAAGGAUGUGGGUGAGGCCUUCUCCAUCCUCUCGGACGCAAAGAAAAAGCGCAUGUACGACAAUGGGAUGAUUGACAACGCGGUUGAGGGGGCUGGUGAAUCCGGCUUUUCAGGGUUUCCGGGGCAAGAUGAAGCCUUAAUGGAGAUGAUGAACAGAAUGUUUUUUACUGGUGGAGGCAUGUCGGGGGGAUUUGGAUUUAACGGCUUUCCCCAGGGUCGUCGUCAGCAGUAUCAGCAGAGCUACACGUUUCAGUUUUUCUAG
This is a messenger RNA of Trypanosoma cruzi, 576 nucleotides long. RefSeq names its product DNA-J protein, putative. The record is from RefSeq and is a predicted model, not a curated record. Lineage: Eukaryota; Euglenozoa; Kinetoplastea; Trypanosomatida; Trypanosomatidae. Gene Ontology annotation, molecular function: protein binding. The transcript has a single exon. The annotation marks the transcript as partial.